AGUAAACAGAUUAAUGUUCGAUUCCCAUUGACCAAAAACACGGAACCAUCCCACUAUUUAUUUUGAAUCGGAGUCCUGAUUUCUGUCCCAGGUUCCAUGGAGGCAGGCGCGUCCCUCGGCCUCAAGCGACGGUAUGAGGAGGUGGACCACAGCUCAGCGUUCUCCACCCCCAAGGACUCAGACGAUGAGGUCUCCAGCAGCGACAGCGCCGACAGCUGUGACAGCCUCAAUCCCCCGUCUGGCGCACCGUUUGCACCCACCUCCAUCCUCCGACGCCAGAGGCCUUCCCCGGGGGGGAAGCGGGUGCGCUUCGACCUGGUGACGGUGUACUACUUCCCGCGGCGGCAGGGCUUCACCAGCGUCCCCAGCCAGGGGGGCAGCUCGCUGGGCAUGGCGCGCCACCACUCCUCCAUCCGCCACUACACCCUGGGGGAGUUCGCCCGCGAGCAGGAGAGCAGCCACCGCCACACGCUGCGGCAGCACCUCCGCCAGGAGAAGCUCAGCGCCCGCAAGAUGAAGCUGACGCGCAACGGCACGGUGGAGUGCUCCCAGGCCGACCUGCUGACGCUGGAGGACGUGUCGGACGAGGACCUGGACGUGGACGCCGUGGAGGUGGACGACUGCUUCUUCCUGCAGCCGCUGCCCACCAAGCGGCGCCGGGCGCUGCUGCGGGCCUCGGGCGUGGCCCGCAUCGACGCCCGCGAGAAGGCGGAGCUCCGGGCCAUCCGGCUGUCCCGCGAGGAGUGCGGCUGCGACUGCCGCCUGUACUGCGACCCGCGCCACUGUGGCUGCAGCCAGGCGGGCAUCAAGUGCCAGGUGGACCGCAUGGCGUUCCCGUGCGGCUGCUCCCGGGACGGCUGCGGCAACAUGGCGGGCCGCAUCGAGUUCAACCCACUGCGCGUGCGCACGCACUACCUGCACACCAUCAUGAAGCUGGGCCUGGAGAAGAGGAUGGAGCAGUACCCCGCCGACGCCGACCUGCUCCUCUCCGCCGCCUCCACCGGGCCCCCGUCCCCGGAGCUGCCCUGCUCCUCCUCCUCCUCCUCCUCCUCCUCCUCCUCCUCCCUGUCGGCGGGGGCCUUCCAGCUGGAGGAGAGCGAGGCGGAGGCGGUGGUGGCGGUGCACGACCUGCUGGCCGAGCGCGACGUCCUGGAGCGGGAGAACGAGACGGCCGUGCUGCACCUGCAGAGCGCCGAGGAGCAGGAGCGCCGCGAGCGGGAGCGGGAGGAGGCGGAGGCGUCGGCGCUGGGGCCCGGGGGGCUGCCGGGCCCCGGGGAGGAGCCCGGUGAGGAGCAGGUGCUGCUGCAGGGCUCCUUCCCCCCGGGGCCCGCCGUGCUCUGCGUGGCCCCCGACGUCCAGGAGACGGGGCCCCCCCCGGAGGAGCCCUCCGCCUCCCUGCUGUACUACCAGCUCACCCCCGUGCAGCCGGGGGCCCCGGAGCCCCCGGGGGGGGCCCCAGGGACAGGGGAGAGGGAGGAGGAGGAGGUGGAGGCAGCGGCAGGAGAGGAACAAAAACAAGGUGGAGAGGGCGGAGGCGAGGGCGGAGGCGAGGGCGGAGGCGUGGCCUGCGGUCAGGCCACCGGCGGGGUCGUGACCCUGGGCUCGGAGGAGGGGCCCCCCGGCCCGCUGCACAACCGCUCCCCGGGGCCGUGCCAGGCGGGGGCCCGCUCGGCCGCGCAGGGGGAGGUGGCCCCGCCGCCGUCCGAGGUGUAG
Molecule: messenger RNA, 1713 nt
Organism: Gadus chalcogrammus (walleye pollock)
Lineage: Eukaryota; Metazoa; Chordata; Actinopteri; Gadiformes; Gadidae
Gene: csrnp2
Product: cysteine-serine-rich nuclear protein 2
Exons: 5
Coding region: 97-1713 (538 amino acids)
Biological process (GO): regulation of transcription by RNA polymerase II
Cellular component (GO): nucleus
Molecular function (GO): sequence-specific DNA binding; DNA-binding transcription factor activity, RNA polymerase II-specific
Source: RefSeq, a predicted model, not a curated record